This is a messenger RNA of Tetrahymena thermophila SB210, 1101 nucleotides long. RefSeq names its product RING finger protein. Lineage: Eukaryota; Ciliophora; Oligohymenophorea; Hymenostomatida; Tetrahymenidae. The record is from RefSeq and is a predicted model, not a curated record. The transcript is spliced from 6 exons.
AUAAUAAAUAAGUAAAAGUAUAAACAAAAUAAACAAAAAAAAGAAAGUGUAAUAAAUAAUUAAUAUACUCUAAAAAUGGCCUAGCUUCGUAUGUAUUUUGACCCACUCUACCAUUCUAAAUAGCAGAAUUUAGUAGAAAAUUCAAUAAAUUAAAAGAAUCAAACUUAUAAUGUUUCAAGAGAAUCUCAGAUCAACUCUCAUAUUUUACAAUGCAAAGUAAUACUUUUUAUAGACAUUCUUAAAGUGGUGCUCUUCAUCUUAUUGAUUAAGAACUAAACGCUUUAGCAAGAAUUAAAUACAGCUAAUCUGGUUACUUGGUGUGUAUUUGUAGCUCUUCUAGCGGUUGCUGAUGGUAUAGUAAAAUUGCAAAAUAUAAAGAAAAGUAGUCAAAAACUAGAACAAAAUCAAAGAGUGAAUUAACCUUCUAUUUAAUGCUUGGAAGACAGCCCAUCAGCAAGUUUCAUUUAGUAUUCAGUUUAAAACGAUUUGACUGAAGAAAUAGAUUUCGUGUAAGCAAUAAAAAGUAUGGACAGAUAUACAAUAAAAAAAUAUUUCUAAGUCUAAUUUAAGAAUACAGAAAACACAAUUUCAUUCUUAACAUCAGCCACCCAAGUUUUCCUUUUGUUUGUUGGGCUAUUUGUAAUUUACUCAGCUGGAGAUCUAAAACAAACUUUUCAAUAUAAAGUUGGCUUUGUUUAUUUAUUCACUGGGUUUUUGGUCUUCUGCUUGCCUAUCUUGAAUUUAAUUAUUUUUAUGUUAUGUCUCCCAAUAAUAAUUCUGGGUUCUCUUUUUUAGACCAAAUAAAAUUCAGAUCAGUAGGCUGAAUUGAAAAAUAUAGUUAGAAUAACAGUUGAUGAGGAAAAUCUGUAAACAGUAUUUUCAAAAAACGAUUGUUCAAUUUGUUUUGUCAGAUAUAAAUUAGGAGAUUAAGUUUUUAGAUUAUCUUGUAGUAAAAACCACAUUUUUCACUCAGAAUGUAUUCAAAGAUGGUUUAAAGUAAAUAACAUUUGCCCAGAUUGCAAACAAAAUGUUAAAGAAUCAGCAAUAGAACUUAUGCCUACAUAAAGAACUACACAAAUAGAUACAGAGUAGCGUUUCUGA